GCCAUCCCUCCCUCGGCCGGGCGGCCCGGCGCCGGGGGCGCUGCCUGGAGGGCGGGCGGGCGGGCGGGCGCUGCUGGGGCGCGCGCUGCUGCUGGGGCUGUCGGGGCGCGCGGUCAGAGCGGCCCCGGAGCGGCCGUGCCGCAGCCCCGGGAGGCGUCACCCGCGGCCGGAGCCUCCCCGCGCAUCCCCGAGGGGACGCUCCCUCCCGCUGCCCACCCGAAGCCGGGGCGCUGCCGCGAGCGGAGGCCUCGGGGUCCGGCGCCCGAGUCGAGUCCGGGAGCGCCUCCCUCCCUUACGCCCCGCUCGGGCGGCGAGAAGGGGCCGCGGAGGCGGGCAGCGCGCGCAGGGCUCCGGGCAGCAAGUGCAGCGACCGGCCGCGCUCAGCCCGCCCAGCCCCGAGCUCCGUCCGCAUGGCUCCGGCCGCGCCGCCGGCGCAGCGCUCCCGUCCGCGGGGCGUCCGCGGGGCCGCGGGCCAGUGCCGCCGGCGCAGCCCCGGGAGCCGGCCGGGCGGCUGCUGCUGGGCGCGGGUGCAGGCGGGCGGCUCGCCCCCGGCCCCGGCCCGCGGCCCCUGGCCCCCGGCGGCAGCUCGCUCCCGUGGGAGCCGGGCAGCCUCCGUCCGGCCCGCCCGCCCGGGCCGCCGCUUCCUUCGGGAGGGGCGCACGGGCCGGAGCCUCCCAGGGAAGUGUCGGCCCUCGCGGCCGCGGGGAAGCGGGGAAGCGCGGAAGCGGGGAAGCGCGGAAGCGGGGAAGCGCGGAAGCGGCGCCCGGCUCCGCGCCAGCCCCCACUGCGCUCGCCCGGGCGCUGCGCGGCGCUCUUAAGAGGGAGGAAGGAUUAGAAUCGCUUCCCGUUCGGGCGGCGCAGCUGCCACGCGGGCCCAGCGUCUCCCCCGCUUCCCGCGGCUCGUGCGGGCGUCGGCGGGCCCGGGCCGCCCACGGGGGUGUGCAGGGCGCGCCCCGGGCCUGCGCCGGGGCAACGAGGGGCCUCCAGGAUCAACGCUGCAAACGCGGCCACCGCCUGGAGGAUCUGGGCGAACUCUCUCUUCCCUUACUCGGCCGGGGCCGCUUACUACUGGGCUGA
Molecule: messenger RNA, 1077 nt
Organism: Nyctereutes procyonoides (raccoon dog)
Lineage: Eukaryota; Metazoa; Chordata; Mammalia; Carnivora; Canidae
Product: translation initiation factor IF-2-like
Exons: 2
Source: RefSeq, a predicted model, not a curated record